AUUGACGGGAAAUCGUAGAUUCGUCGCGUUUCACAUUGUUUGAGAGACUAUCUUAACCUGGUUCCCAAGUCGUCAUUCUGUAAAAGCUUUUGAUAUUCGUUUGCCAUUCGAUUUACAGUGCACGGCGGAAAUUCACCCUAGAUCCAAAAACAGAUACGGAAUCGACGUGCUAAGUAGAAAGUGGAAGUGCUUCCGCGUCGGUUAUUUGCCACAGAGUCGUUGCGGGGUUUAACGACUAAUAAAGGGGCCUGUGCGAUACAUGGACGAUCCUAACGCGAAAGAUGAGCCGAUGGAUGCCCUAACUAUACAUACUCAUGCGAUGCGUUAUUUCAAGGAUGAAAAUAUUGUAAGCGUUGUUCUUAAGGAAGAACCAGGUGAAAGAUUCGAGCCCGACUACAUGGAGGAUAUCUGUUCUGGAACCUUUGAGAAGGUGUUCUUGCCGAUUGAAAAUCAUGAUGUCGAUUUUCCAGAUGAAAUGGUAAAACUGGAAAUUGACGGAGAAGCAAGCACUCAUCAGAAUUGGGCUGCAGAGAUAGCAGCUGCGAAUUUGUGCGAUAAGGACAACGAGGCAAUGCAGAGGUGUUUAAUGAAUCCAGAAUUUGGACAGAUUAGGCAAGAAGAAGAGACCACAAAGCAUAGCACCUUUGCCAGUGUUGGAGGUAGCAGUGGUGGGAGCAGUACGCAACAGCCCAAAUUCUAUAAAAUACAAUGUUCGAUCUGUAAAAAGUGGUUUUUGAACAAUGACUCGAUGAUUACCCAUCUGAGAACGCAUUGCAGCGGUAACCAAUGCGGGGUAUGCGAGCAGAACUUUCAGGAUAAAUCAAGCCUCCAUGCCCACAUGCUGACACAUGUCGGUAUGAGCCCAUUGGAAUGCAAUAUUUGUCAGAAGAGAUUUGCCUACAAAUGGUGCCUGCGAAACCAUAUGCAGGUACAUGGAGUAGACAAGACACAGUACGACUCGUGCGAGCCACCCCCUCAGGAGGGAUUCCCGAAGAUUCCAAGUCUGGAGCCUCAGGCAAUUCGCACAGAGGACCGGCCCUACGAGUGCGACGUUUGUCGGACUACCUUUCGAGAGAAAGGCAACCUCAACCGGCACAUGCUGAUCCAUACCGGGGAGCGUCCAUUCAAGUGUAAUGUAUGCUUUGCAGCUUUUCGAGAAAAGUCAAAGCUGAAUGUUCACAUGCCAAUCCAUACCGGGGCCAAGCAAUAUAAAUGUACGAUGUGCUAUAGAUCAUUUGCUCAGAAGACAGCACUAAAUAACCACAUGCUGGCACAUAGUGGAGAGAAACCGCAUGCUUGUGGUAUCUGCGAAAAGACGUACAAGCGGAAAAGCGAGCUGAUACGACAUACCAUGGUGCACACUGGAGAACGGCCCUACGAGUGUAAAGAGUGUCUCAUGACGUUCCGAGAGAAGGCCAAGCUCAACUCGCACAUGUUGGUGCACACUGGUGAAAAGCCACACGAGUGUCACAUAUGCCACAAAGCUUGCGCCCGUAAGUCUGAUUUGAAUAGCCACAUGCUUUUGCACACCGGUGGUCAGUAUGAUUGCAAGGUGUGCGACAAGAUUUUUACCAGGAAGUCCGACCUGAAUCGGCAUACGCUGAUACACACCGGGGAGAAGCCGUAUGCUUGUGACCUCUGCGAUAUGGCCUUCCGGGAGAAGACCCGUCUAAAUUCGCACAUGUUGGUGCACACUGGUGACAAGAGGCAUGCCUGUCACAUCUGCCAGAAAACCUUUCGUGAGAAGUCAGCCCUUAAGAAGCACAUGUUAGUGCACGCCGGUGACAGGCCGUACGAAUGUUUUGUUUGUCAAAAGGCAUUCACCCUCAAGACUACCCUGAACAGUCACGUGCUGAUCCAUUCGGAGGACAGACCCUAUGAAUGUGGCACUUGUCAAAAGAUAUUCAGGGAUAGGCUGGCAUUGCGCAAACAUCUUUCGGUGCAUGCAGCGGAAAAGGCCCUCGAGUGCCCUGUCUGUUUGAAGAAGUUUGUCCAUAAAACUGCGCUUCAGAAUCACGUGUCAUCUAAUCAUUCAUCCUGAAGCGAUCUAGUCUGUUGUCCCUUCGUUUUUUUCUCUCCGUUUUCGUUUCUCUGUCGCUAUGUUGCAUAGAAGCUUGGAAUUGUGCAUUGAAAUUCAGUCAGUCAUCGAGUGACAUAAAAUUGACUUUACCUUAACCUGGCUAAAUACCGUGGUGGGACAGUGAGGACGAUACAGGCAUUUGUUUCAUAUACAGGUAACAUACGGUGCGGUCAAUACGGAACCCAGUGUACACAACUUGGAAAACCCGUGGACCAAAUAGACUUAAGCUAUAGGUACCCGAAGUUUAUAAGUUGAUUACGAAUAGUGUAUCCCGCGAUUGCCGAAAGGGAAACGUCUUCCUAGUUGUCUCCAAGACGGUUGGGUUUAUAUGGGUUCGGUUAGACGUACCGAGUUUCCUUACAUGGCUAAAUCAGUGUGGUAUAUGUUAAAAAAAUCCUUAAUUAAUUAACAACCGAAUCACAUAAGAGUUACGUUAAACGGUUGCAAUCGAAAGCAGUGUUCUUCUCGCUUGUGAAAUAAAAUGUUUUCCCUCUGAAAUUGGUUUGGAGCCAUGAUAUAUCACAUUUGGAUAUAUUUUUAUAUAAGCGAACACGCAUAGUGAAGCCAAGCAACGGCUCAUUAGUUAGUAGAUCGGGAUUAUUUAACGAGUUCGAGGCCUUCCUUUUUUCUUGAUAAUACUUGUACAAAAAUCGAAUAAGUUAAUUCAUUAAGGUCACCAUUAAAUGAACGACAUAAGGUAGGAUAACCAUGAAAUCAAUUUAUUUGUAAAUAAAUGAUACGUCAUUGGAA
This is a messenger RNA of Orussus abietinus, 2830 nucleotides long. RefSeq names its product zinc finger protein OZF. Gene Ontology annotation, molecular function: DNA-binding transcription factor activity, RNA polymerase II-specific; RNA polymerase II cis-regulatory region sequence-specific DNA binding. Gene Ontology annotation, cellular component: nucleus. The record is from RefSeq and is a predicted model, not a curated record. Gene Ontology annotation, biological process: regulation of transcription by RNA polymerase II. Lineage: Eukaryota; Metazoa; Arthropoda; Insecta; Hymenoptera; Orussidae. The coding region runs from base 260 to 2041 and encodes 593 amino acids. The transcript has 4 exons.